Molecule: messenger RNA, 12274 nt
Organism: Podarcis lilfordi (Lilford's wall lizard)
Lineage: Eukaryota; Metazoa; Chordata; Lepidosauria; Squamata; Lacertidae
Source: the annotation of a GenBank genome assembly
GCCCCCGGGUUGGACAGCGCGGACAUUCCGCCGGCGCUCCGGGCCCGUUGGUUGGCUGCGGCGCCCCUUCCCGCCCAAUGAGCGCGCGCGUCGCCCCGGCGGAGAGGCGAGAGGCGCGCGCAGCCGUUAGCUGGCUCUUCUUUUCGGCGAGCGCUUCGCCGCGGCGCGGACGGCUCUCGCUCUUGCCGCCGUUUCCCGGAGAUAAUGGCGCCCCUCGGGAGCUGACGUUCGUGGUUCCUCUCUUCCCCCUUCUCUGUCCUCCUCCUCCUCCUCCUCCUCUAGCUUCGGAAGGGACCGACUGUGAGGGAAGCCGACGCCGCCGACGCCUCCGGGCCUCGCGCGCAGCAGCAGCAUCACCAGCAUGAAAGUCAUCGUCGGCAUUGGCGGGUGAGGGGGAUUUUGGCGCGUGGGACGCGGGCGCGAGCGAGGAAGGCGCGCGCGGGAGCCGAGCGGGCGGGCGGGGGGGGGGCGCGGGGGCGCAUGGCUCUGGACCGCCAUAUAUUUGCCAUGCUGCUGCUGCUGCUCUUUUUAUUUUAUUUUCACUUGCUUUUAUUUUUUAUUUUAUUACAAUUAUCACUUUAUUAUAAUUAUUACUGUUAUUAUCAAGCGGAGACAGGACUCAUGGCUUUGGACCGACAUAUAUUCGCCAUGCUGCUGCUACAGCUGCUGCUCAUUUUAUUUUAUAUUCACUUGCUCUUAUUUUUAUUAUAAUUAUUACUUUAUUGUAAUUAUUAGUAUCAAGCGGGGACGGGGGCUCAUGGCUUUGGACCGACAUAUAUUCGCCAUGCUGCUGCUGCUCUAUUUUAUUUUCACUUGCUUUUAUUUUUAAUUUUAUUAUAAUUAUUACUAUUACUGUCAAGCGGGGACGGGGGCUCAUGGCUUUGGACCGACAUAUAUUCGCCAUGCUGCUGCUGCUAUUUUAUUUUCACAUGCUUUUAUUUUUAUUAUAAUUAUUACUUUAUUAUAAUUAUUACUAUUACUAUCAAGUGGGGACGGGGGCUCAUGGCUUUGGACCGACAUAUAUUCGCUAUGCUGCUGCUGCUGCUAUUUUAAUUUUUUUCAUUUGUUUUUGUUUUAUUAUAAUUAUUACUUUGUUAUAAUUAUUACUGUUUUUAUCAAGAGGGGACAGGGGCGCAUAGCUUUGGAUCGACAUAUAUUCGCCAUGCUGCUUCUAUUAUUAUUAUUAUUAAUUAUCUCCUCUAUUCAGAUGGCUUGUUUCUCCCAGAGCGGUUCAGUUUUGAACGUUUGUUUCUAGGGGAUUGGGGAGAGAAAGAAGAGGGGGCUGAAUUUUUAUUUUUUAACUUAUUCAAUGCUUGCUCUCGUUUGUAUUAUGAUUGACCCCAACAAAUAAAUUUCGUUUACAUAACUGGCUGAUUUAAAAACAAGCAGCAGCAAUGGGUUACAUAAAAUAAUAUAAAAUGUUAUAAUAGUGAAACACUUUUUUUGAAAACUAAGGCGGCCUUUAAAACAGAUUUUCGGGGUGGGGCUUGCGAUGCCAUCAGGUUGGCAGAAAAGGCGCGCCAAGGGCAAAAGGGGAAGGUGGAGAGAUGGGAGGGAAAGAGCCAGAACAAAGUGGCGAAUUGCACAGGCGCUUAUUUGGAGAAUCCAGGCUAGGCUUCCCUCCCUGUUGUUUUUUUAUUAUUAUUAUUUGAGUAGCAGUUGGCUUAGAGGGCACCUUCCCCCUCCAGGCCUCCACAGUUGCAGGGCAAGUGGAGCUGAGCAUUGUUUCCGGUAGGAGAAGUGAUGCGGGGGAACCGAGAGAGGAGCUGAGUCCGCUGCAGUUGUUGUGGCUGCUGCUUGUGCUGGAUGAAUGCCCCCCCCCCCCAUGGUUUUCUAGCCGCACACACCCUCCUCCAGGGAUGGCCUUCUGCCCAUGUGCAAGAUCUGGCAGCCGCUGCAGCAGGAGGCUUGCUUCCACAUGCUUCGUUUCCAUUCUGUGCCGCAGCAGCUGUUGAGGUUAUGGUGUAGGAUGUUAAAAGUGUGAGGCGGGGCUGGUUGCUGGCCUCAUGGAACUGUUUCAUUUUCUCUCUUUUUUUGAAAAAAAUAAUUUUAUACUUUUUUAUUCUUUUUAUUUUCACAAAUUAAUAAUCAUAAAAAAGAAUAAAAAUGUGCACCCCACCACUAAGACCAUUCCAUUUUAACUAUACAAACUCCCAAAAUUUCAACACCUCUUGCAAUGGCUUGACCCCUUUCCGUUUUAACAGUACAAAUUCUACAAACACCCUCCAUAUCUCCUCAGAAUAAUUUCAACAUCUCUUGCGAUGGCUUGACCCCUUUCCAUUUUAACAAAUGGAAAUUCUACAAACACACUCCAUAUCUCCUCAGAAUAAUUUCUCCUGCAUAUCUCCCCAUCUUACCUUAAUGGCUCAUAUUAAUUUAUCAUUAAUAGCUAUAUCCCACACUUCUUUGUAUCAUUCUUUUUAUAUUCUGCUUCCCCCUUUCACUUCCUCGCUAUAAUAAUUCGUGCAGCUGUCAAUAAAUUUGUGAGCAAGUCCUUCCUAGCCUGCGAACCUUCCACCCCAUCGUAAAUUGAUAAUAAUGCUACCUCUGGGCUUUCAGUCAGCUUUAACCCAGUGAUUUCUGUUAUUUGAUUUUUAUGGGGAUCUUGAAUCAUAGAAUCAUUGAGUUGGAAGAGACCACAAGGGCCAUCGAGUCCAACCCCCUGCCAAGCGGGAAACACCAUCAGAGCACUCCUGACAUAUGGUUGUCAAGCCUCUGCUUGCAUUGUAUGGUAUUGAUUGUUUAAUAAACGUGUGCGUUAAAACUAGUUGGGUGGUCAGAAGCUAGAUUCUGUGUCUGGUUGGGGAGGCUGCUUAAGAACCCAUGCUGAUGAUGACGACGACAGCACAGCUUUUUAAAAAUUACCGUAUUUUUUGCACCAUAGGGCGCACCAGACCAUAGGGCACACCCAGUUUUUAGGGGGGGAAAUCAAGAAAAAAAAUAUCCCCCCCCAGCCCCAAAGAGCAGCGUACAGGCUGCGCACAACCUCUCCCUGCCGGAGGGGUUGAGCGGGGCUAUGGCACAAGCCAAGGCAGCAAGCAGGAUGGAUCCCGCUCGCUGUUUUGGCUUCCUCUUUAGCCCCGUGCAGCCUCUCCUUGCCAGGAGACGCUGCCCAGGGCUAAAGAAUCCAUAGCCCCGUGCAGCCUCUCCUUGCCGGAGGGGUUGUGCGCAGCUAUGGAGGAAGCCAAGGCAGCGAGCGGGAUGGAUCCCGCUCGCUGUUUUGGCUUCCCCUUUAGCCCCGUGCAACCUCUCCUUGCCAGGAGACGCUGCGCAGGGCUUUCCUGGCUUUACUGGGAGGUGGGGGGAUUCCCUCACCUCUCCCAAAAGCCCGCAGAAGCCGCACAACCCCUUUAAAGAGAUUGCGGCUUCUCCUGGCUUUCCUGGGAAGUGGGGGAAUUCCCCCACCUCCCGCAAAACCGGCAGAAGCCGCGCGCACUUUAAAAGGGCUGCAUGGCUUCUCCUGGCUUUUCUGGGAGGUGGGAGAAGGGACUGAUGCGGCCAGUCAGUCCCUUCUCCCUCCUGUGGAAAAGCCCGCAAGAGCGCACAGAGCUUGUGUGCGGUUCUUGGGGGCUUUUCCCGCCUGCCUCCCCCCUGCAUUCGCUCCAUAGGACGCACACACAUUUUCCCUUGCUUUUUAGGAGGGAAAAAGUGCAUCCUAUGGUGCGAAAAAUACGGUAUAUUUUUAUCUUGCCCUUUCUUUCUUCAAGGAAAGGGCUUAAGACAGCUUCGCAGAAGAUUAAGUUAACAGUGGCUCCUAUGCCUGCUACCCCCAGGAACAGAAGCAGCAUAGCACUGAAUACCAGUUUUGGGAGAACAACAGUGGGAGAGGACUAUUGUCCUUAUGUCCUGCUUGUGGGCUACCCAUAGGUAUCUGGUUGGCCACUGUGGGAGACUGGAUGCUGGCCUAGAUGGGACUGUGAUUUGCGCCAUCAGAACUCUUGAGUGCCGAAUGGUGCAUGUGGUUCUCCCCAUGCACAAACGUGGUUCUACUUUGCAUUGACAACUCUGUGAGCUAGGCUGAAAGGGUGUGAUAGUUAUCCUAUGAACUUUACGGCUGGUUGGGCUGCCCUAAAACCUUUAACUAGUACUUUACUUUGGCUUGUCUAUGAAUAAAAGCAGUGAUAAAACAAGGACUUAAUGCAUCUGACUAAGCAGAUGUGUGUCUCCAAAGCUACAAUAAAUGGUGCCUUGCUGUUUAGCUGCAGUAAGCUGACAUGGCUACGCCUUUGAGUCUUAAGUUUUUGUUCUUACUGGGGAUGUUUUAAAAUGGUAGACACUGUGUGUGUGUGUGUGUGUGUGUGUGAGAGAGAGAGAGAGAGAGAGAGGGAGAGGGAGAGGGAAGGGAAGCUUAUGGGUGGUAGUCAGGACAUAGUUUGCAGCCACUAUAAGCAGAAUCAGGAAGUACAGCUGUCUUUUCUAGCAGCUGGUUUCAUAUUUCCCCUUCUUUACCUCUUUGGUUCACUCAUCUCCUAGUAACGUUUUCCCACACAGAGAUGUUUCUUGCUUCCCACAGAUGUGUUUGGAGUCUGCAUGUUUUCUAAUUUAAUUCACACCUUUCAUCUUCCAUUCUUCCUCCCACAUUCUUAUUUCAGGAUCACCAAUGGUGGGAAGACCACCCUGACCAACAAACUUAUGCAGGCACUCCCUAAUUGCAGUGUUGUGCACCAAGACGACUUCUUUAAGGUGAGGCAGAAUUCUGUUUGUAUACCCUUUUACGAUCCCCACUUUCCUUGCAUCACCUCCUACCACAUCCUGUUUUGAAUACAAGAAAUCCUGCAACCUGCAUCUGUUGUAAGUAGACUACUUAUUAUAGACUUGCUGUCUGUAAGGGGUACUUCACUUGACCCUUUCUAUAUAAGGUGGCUUUGGGAAAUGGGUUGAAUUCUUAAGAUGAGGGUUGUACUGUGUGGCAGUGCUAGGGCCAUCAGCACCCAGUGUUCUGAAUGCCGAGUCCAAAAUACAUCCUAUUUCUGUCUGAGAUGUCUGUGGAAGGAGCGAUGGCUGGAAUCUCCCAUACAGUCCCACAACAGUAAUAGAAUGCUGCAGAGUUUCUGCUGCAGCAAGUAAACCACAAAGGAUGUUUUAGUAUCUAAUAUCCAUAAUUGUGUAUUUCUGUCAAUACAGUGGAACCUCGGGUUGCGAACAUGAUCCAUGUGGGAGGCACAUUCGCAACCCACAGCGCCGAAUCUGCGCAUGUGCGGGUUGCGAUUCAGCGCUUAUGCACAAUUUAGUGGUUCUGCGCGAACGCCGAAACCCGGAAGUAACCCGUUCCUGUACUUUGGAUUUGACGCGGUGCGCAACCCGAAAUCACGUAACCUGAAGCACCUGUAACCCGAGGUACCACUGUAUCUACAUGAGAAAUAAUUGAGAAAUUUCUGUUGUGCCGUUACCUGUGCACAAACACAACUGAACUUCCACAUAACAUGGGCAGAACUGCUGUUGUGACCUUCUAGGGCAGCCAUCUGACUACCUCUGUGUGUGCUGAAUAAUGGCCACUGUAUGCAGAAGUUAAUACUAGUUGAUCAUAUGUUGUCCAGUAAGCUGUUAAAACAGCGUUAUUUAUUUAAAGUACUUUUAACUCUACUUCUUAGUCAAGAAGGCUCCCAAAGUGGCUUAACGAAAUCAAGUAGUAAGACGGUCCCUGCCCCACCAGCUUCAAUCUAAAAUAGGUGACUCACAAAGAAAAAAGAAUGAUGUAAAAAGGCACCAGUUAUUAACCUUAUGACUCAUUUGUGUAAGUAAUGCCUAUUGAAGUUGCUCAUCUCUUAUAAAAGUGGUAUUUCCCCCUUUUGUCCCACAGCCAUAGUAAUGUUUUGAAGGGCAGGGAAGGGAGGUCAUCUUGCAAAUGCUAGAAUACAAAUAGUCCUGCUAAAAUGGAUUUUUGUACUGGCCACACCUUGGUGAGGCAGAUUUCUAGCUGUUAUAACUGAGGAGAGUUUUGCAGAUGUGUUAGAAAAUAACCUGCUAUUUGCAGAGGUUAGUGAGUGGGGCUUCGGUGAUGAGUAUAGCUUGUUUUUCUCACGACUAACAUGAUAAAAUAUGCAGAAACAUGUUGGUUUUCUGGUGUUACCGUACCUAAUUGCAAAUGUUGGCUGCUUUUAGCACAGAAUGUUCACCUUGGUGCUGAAUUCUUAAUUUUACAAUAAGACUAGAUAGCAUCAGCAACAGAUCCAUACAUUUAAAAUGGAGGACAAGGUAUUCACUUCUAACAGCUGAAUGGGAUGGUGAGUGAGGGCCCUGUGUCCAUUGUUUACUUCCCCAUAGCCUUUCUUAAUCCUACAGCUUAGCUCAUGUCUAGUAUUGGAACUUAGCUGAGAAGCACACACCUGGAGGGAGAGAUGGAGGGCUGGCACACCACCUCUUUUUGCUGUAAAAAUUAGAUACUCUAAAUAUUAAGAGAAAUUUGGUUUCAAAUAUGCAGGUCUCCUAUAGUUGUAUCUAAUUACCUCUACUUUAAACAGAUGUAAUAUUGGACAUAUUUAGCCCACCUAGUCCAUUUCCCUCACACUGUGUGCAAAUUCCUCCCCUUCUUUCUCUUUUCCCUGCCUCCGGCAUUGACCAUUCAGUUGGUAACUUUGAUCCCAGGAGUAUAGAAUCAUCCCACUCUUAGUGAAACUGCUCCAUAUCCAGCAACAUUUGUUUUCUCCAACUUGCUAACCUAAUGGGGUUUCAUACUGUUCCUACCUCGUGUUUUAAGCCUUCUUUGUCCUCUUGGCCUUGUUUUUGUUUUGACAUAUCAAUUUACUUUGGGAGGAGGGUUGAUGCCUGUGAGUUGUUCUGCAGUCAGUCGAUAAGACCUCUAGUGUGGCCUCUGGAUGACAUUUCUGUUUUUGAAAGUAGGUUAGGUGUGCUUGUGGUAGUGAUUAGAUAAAGGGUGAAGUGUCUUGUUUCUGCCUUGUAGAUCUGCACUACUUAAAUUUAUUGAAGGUGCAGCUGUAAUACAUUUUUAAGGGCAGUGAAUUACCAGAAAUCAGUUUCAACGGGCUCUUUUACCCAUCAUGCUCUUCUUAAAAUGGAUGUUGAAUUUGUCAGCAGUUCUGUAGACAGUUCUUAUUCUGUUUCAGCCCCAGGAUGAGAUAAAGGUUGAAGAUGGAUUUAAACAGUAUGAUGGUAAGUUCUGUUUAUAUCCAUGCAAUUACUAAAAAUAAAAAUUCUAGUCCUAGAACUGAACAAUAGGGCAUGAGUUGGUAGAGUCCCUUGGAAUUCAUAACUUUAAUAACAUGUGUUUUUCUUGAAUCUAAUGAAUUUACUGCUUUUUUUGUCUUAGUUAUUAGUGCUUUGGACAUGGAUGCCAUGAUGAGUACCAUCAACGCUUGGAAGAAAAACCCAAUUAAGUUUGAACGAUCUCAUGGCAUUAACACACUUGAUACUAGAGCAAUAGAGGAUUCAGAGGAGAAUGAUACCAUCCAUAUUCUUAUCGUGGAAGGAUUCUUGCUUUAUACUUACAGGUAACUGAAGCACACAGUUAAUGAGCUCUAACUAGGUGAUUACUUUAUAGAGUCAUGACAUUUUAAUGAUCCCUUCUGUUUGUAAGUAAAACUUAAUAUUCCUAAAGCUGUUCCAGCCAUCUGUAUCUAAUCACAUAACUGCUAGCAGCUGCUUGGCAGGUCUUUGAUAAUGAAAUGAGUGUUGUGUGAUUAUUUUUGAUUGUAUGAGCACAUAACAGCAGACUGUGAUAACAUAACCAUUACUUGUUCUGGUGCAUGAUAGAUAAUUGCUGUUCUGAUGGGCAGUUCUUUCAAAAUGUCAUUACCUUUUGGUGGGGCUGACCAGGGCAGAAUAGCAGAAAUGAAGGACUAGGUUGGCAUAUUUUCAAUGAGGAAACUCAAAUCUUAGCAAGCAUUUUUAAAAUUUAUAUUCCUGGUUGCAGCUUGAAUAUGAGCCAGCCCUAUAGUAAGGGACUUGGACUUCCAAACAGCUUUGGAUCAUCUCCCUCACCAAAAUCUCCUGAGUGAACUUAAUGAUCAUGGGUUAGAAUUACCAGUUCUUUUAUUGGGUCAUUUGAGUUCAAGAGCAGAAAACAGCAAGAACAGAGAGUUACGUUGUGCUGUCUGCCAAGGAUACGUAUUGGGACUAGUACUAUUUAAUCUAUUCUUAACUAUCCGGGUGAGCUGUGAAAUAGUUAGAAAUGUGAAUGUGACACCAAAAUGUCUGAGAUGGUGAAAAUCCAAGCUGAUUACAGAGAACUCUAAAGCAGGUCUCUUCCACCUUUUUCAGACCCAGACCCACUUUUAACCCAAACAUGCAUUUGGGGCCCCAUUUCUUAAUUUUUUAAGUCAUAUAUUGUACAGUUGUACCUUGGAUCCUGAACACCUUGCAUGUCUAACAUUUUGGCUCCCAAAAGCCGCCAGCCCGGAAGUGAGUGUUCCAGUUUGCGAACGUUCUUUGGAAACCGAACGUUUGACGUGGCUUCUGAUUGGCUGCAGGAGCUUCCUGCAGCCAAUUGGAAGCUGCGCCUUGGUUUCCGAACGUUUUGGAAGUCGAAUGGACCCACCAAUUGAAGUCCAGUUCUCUCAAGGACUUGUUCAAGUUUAGUGAACAGGCAACAAAAUGGCAAAUGGGUUUCAAUGGUAAUAAAUGUAAAAUGAUUCACAUUGUGGCAGUGACAUUCACAGGCAUGCUGCAAGGAUAUGAACUGGCACUGACUCUUCAGGAAAGAUGUUUUGUUAUAGUGUGUAGUAAUAUCAAAUCAUCAAGCCUCUUUGUGGCAGCCUUGAAAAUAAAGGUCCAUGCUAGGAAUUGAAAGUAAAAUGACACAUUGUUGCCCUGAUGGAAAUUUAAUGUGACCACAUUCAGAGUACAGGUAAUUUGCAACUUACAAGGGUUUAACUUGUGAGCAUUCAGCUUUAUGCACUUGGCAGUUUAAAAAAUAAUUAGAAGAGGAGGCAGGUAUAUGGGGAAACCCCUGGCAAUCCUACCUGCCGUUGAUCCUAGCGAGUUUUGACUAUAUGCACUGUUGGGUAUAGGUGCUAUCCUCUGAACAUAAACCCCCCGGGGUAAGUUGAGAGUCACUGUAUUGUGUAUACUUCUCGUUGCUCAGUCUUUAAUAAAAGUAUGAUAGAGCUGUAAAGGGGUAGCAAAGGGAAAUAUAAAAUAUCAAAGGGUUGAAAGACCAAGCAUGUGGGCUUUUCAGUUUAUAACAACCAGUGCAGGAGAGGGCAUGACAUAUUAUUCAUGGUUAUGGAUUUCACAUAAUGAAUUUGAUGAGCAGACCAUUCGGGACAGAAAAGGAAAUAUUCUUUCAAAGGAGCUUAAUGUAUUACAUUCACUGCUGCAGAACAUGGUUGCAGCUUAAAUGGCUCUAAUGGGGGAUUAGACAAUUCAUGGGGAAUACGCCUGUCAAUAGUUCUUGGCUAUGAGCCACAUAAGAGGCAGUGUCCUGGUUGCUGGAUGUAACUAUUGUGUUGAUGCCCAUUGUUGGAUAAAGGACGCUAGACCAUUUGGUAUUAUUCAUGAGGGGUUUUCCUUUGUUUUGUUGUAUUAAAAAAAACACCCAGGUCACCUUUUCUUUUCUUUUUAGGCCCUUGAUUGAUGUAUUUGACUACCGGUAUUUUCUUUCUAUUCCCUAUGAAGAAUGCAAGAGGAGGAGAAGGUAAGCCAAACACACAUACCCUACAAAAAGCACAAGUUGUUUGAUAAUCUGAAAAGUCAUGUUGAGGUGACCGAAUAAGUAAAUGGGGUUUGCAUGAGCAAAGGACUCCUAAUUUGCUCGAUAGUAAUCACAUUCAAGCUGAAACAUAUGGUGUGUUUUUCUCCCUCCUCCCCAAAUAUUUAGUUCAAGGAAUUACACUGUACCUGAUCCACCGGGUUUGUUUGACGGUCACGUCUGGCCCAUGUAUGUCAAGCAUAAGAUGCUAAUGGAAGACCUUAAUGUUGAUGUGGGUAAGUUUAAAUUGGGACAUGGGGUCAGUUUUAAAGAUGAUUGUAUUCUGUGAGGUAGGUAAGUUUAUUUUAAGAUUUUAUAAGGCAAUGUUCCCACAGUGAUUUUACCGGUGUGAAAUAUUAGUGUUAUUGAAAUGAUUGAUUUGCUUAAGCUGCAAUUGUUGCUCAUUAAAUAACUCUUCAUAAUGAAUUGACCUUCAGUAUAUGACUGUUUGAGUAGGGCAGUGUUGAAUUGAUAACAUCUGUGUAUCUGCCCAUUCUUCACUUCAAAGUAGUCCUUUUCUAGCAGCCCAGAUUGUCUCCUUUACACAGCUUCAAAUGGCUGGGGCUGCAAAGGAUGCUUCCAUGCCAUAUGGAGACUAAACGUUCUUCCCCAAGAUUCAGAACAAGUUUUCAAAUUGAAAAUGGGUAGGAUAUAGUGUACUCAAAGCUCACAAAUCUGUCUUUGGGCUAGGACACUUUUGGCCCUCCAGAUGUUGCUAAACUACUACUCCCAUAUCCCUUGCUGGGGCUGAAGAGAGUUACAGUUCAGCAAUAUCUGGAGGGCUAAAAGGGUAGGUGGUUUGGAUGGGCUUGCUUAGUUGUCUGGGGACCAUUUUACUCAACUGCAGGCACAUAACUUUACAGUAAUCUGUAAUCAGUAUUCUAGCUCAGAGGUUUUCAACCCUUUGGGGUCCACGGCUCCCUUGAUCAACAACCGUAUUUUUUGCUCUAUAAGAUUCACUUUUUCCCUCCUAAAAAGUAAGGGGAAAUGUGUGUACGUCUUAUGGAGCGAAUGCAGGCUGCGCAGCUAUCCCAGAAGCCAGAAAAGCAAGAGGGAUUGCUGCUUUCACUGCACAGCGAUCCUUCUUGCUGUUCUGGCUUCUGAGAUUCAGAAUAUUUUUUUUCUUGUUUUCCUCCUCCAAAAACUACGUGCGUCUUGUGGUCAAACCGAAAAAUACGGUACAUUCUUUCUGUUGCACCCCUGUGGGGCUCAGGAGCCCAGUUAUGUCACCCCUUGCCUGCAGAGCUGGCAGUCCCUCACCCCUCCUUUGUGGCGGGUUCCCUCAGCCUCCUCUCUUCUCCCCUCUCAUUGGGAGUCCUCUGGGCAGCUGCUGCCCCUGAUCUCUGAGUUGCCCACCUUGCCCCAAAGAGAGGUGCCUCCUCAUACUGCCCCACAUGUGCCUGGGAAGCAACCCUUGGCCAUCCCCAGAGGCAGCAUUUGCUUAGGGAGCUCAGCAAACAGCUGUGCAAGCCUUUGGGAGGCAGAGAUGUGUUGAGGGCAUCAGAGGAGGGAAGGAAAGAGAGGCAGAGGCCAGGGUUGCCCAUGGCAACCCAACCAUCAUUCAAGGCACCACAGAGUGCCACGGCACACUGGCUGAAAACACUGUCCUAGCUUGUUAACAAACUGUACUUUGAACUCUCCUUUAUUUCCUGUUUGCUGAAUUGCCAUGGUUUGUCGCUAGGAUCAGAAACAUUGUAACAACAAACCAGUAUUUUGUUACAUCUGAAUCAGGCCUGUAAAUGGUCUGAAAACUUUGAAUAAUCCAGUAUAUAUUCGUGAAAAUGAAAUGGCAUUUCUUCAGGAAGAUCUUUGUGAAUCUUAAACAUCUGCUUUCCUCCUCCCCCUAACUCUUGUUGGCCAGAUUUAAAAAUGCAUUACAUAUGCAGAUCUGUGUGCCUGGCAUACACAGAAAUAGCAAUACUUAAAAUAACUGGCUUAUUUCAGCUUGCUUGCUUCCUUCUUCAAAUGGUGGUGUUUUAUAUUUCAGUUCAGUUGGAUGGAAGAAAAUCAAGAGAGGAGCUCUUUAAUGAAGUCUAUGAACACAUUCAGAACAGCUUAGAAGAACUGCUGGUAGGAAUUGUUCUUAAGUAGGGGGGCAAAAUGAGUUGCAGAUUGUUCCAUGUAAGAUGAUUAACUCUCAUUACAGUUCCAAAAAAGUACAUCUGUGUGCAUGUGCAUCAAUGUUCUGUCUUUUAAUUUGGGCUACCCGCUAGGGUUGCUAACAGGUACUUGAUGGUGAGAAAUCUCUCAAAUAUUGAUUUUGUUUUCAGAUGAUUGCAACUAUAUAAGGGCUACAUCCCAUGUCAUACAGCUGUUAUAAGCAUAUAAUUACCUCUACUGUAUUGGAAAAUGUGUUUAUGUAGAGUAUGUGCAGCAGUCACUCCCUUAAUGUUUCUUUUCUUUUCUUUUUUUUUAGAGAUAGACAAGUGGUUGGAGGAUUCUUUUGAUGUAGAAGACACUUGUUCAGUAACUUAUUUUUUUCUCUCCUACAUAUGCCUGGCUUGGCAGUAAAGUUCCAACUUCUAUGAAGAUUUUUUUCCCUUUGCUGUUAAUAAAUACAUUUUUCUUGCUGACAUACGUCUCUAAAAUGUGGCCUUGAUUAAAAAGCAUUUACCACCUUCAAAGCUU